This is a messenger RNA of Hypoxylon trugodes, 497 nucleotides long. RefSeq lists its product as uncharacterized. Bases 134 to 406 code for a protein of 90 amino acids. NCBI's taxonomy places the organism in Eukaryota, Fungi, Ascomycota, Sordariomycetes, Xylariales, Hypoxylaceae. The transcript has 3 exons. The record is from RefSeq and is a predicted model, not a curated record.
AGUGCAUUCUAUUUUCUAUUUUUUGGAUUUUGUUGUGUCUGUUGGACGUUUCUGUCGGUAACAUGGAGUUGGUACUGUCUCUUAUGCGUCGGAACACCGUGCUACAUUCAUAAAUCAACAGAUACGUAUACCUAUGGGGACGGUAUUAAGUAUGGCAGAAUUCUGUCGUCUCUUAGGAUCAACAGUGGCGACGACGCGGUACGAGCAUACAUAUCCUUUAGAAAAUCAGGAGGAAGUAAAGCGAUUCAGCAACCAGCAUCAAGUUAUUAAAGAUGCCAUGGGGCUCGCGAAAUUUGCGAAGACUCUACCUCCUAAUAAAACAAAACUCUACACUGGGUUCCGAUUUAGAAGGGGAGCUUAUGAAGGUAGGAGCAGUGUAUCCGUUGCGGAUUGUGUGGUUGUCUAAGUUUAUGUAAUUUAGACAUUGUUGAGGUGAAAUCAGGGAGUUGUUUUCAGGCGUAGGUAUUGCCCAAGGGCAACGAUACGAUGAUCUCGUC